Molecule: messenger RNA, 428 nt
Organism: Zychaea mexicana
Lineage: Eukaryota; Fungi; Mucoromycota; Mucoromycetes; Mucorales; Lichtheimiaceae
Exons: 2
Coding region: 61-345 (94 amino acids)
Biological process (GO): cell motility
Source: RefSeq, a predicted model, not a curated record
CCUCUUCCUUCCUUCCUUCCUUCCUUGCCUCUUUCAACUUUUUUUUAAGAAAGGGAAAAAAUGGCGUGUACUUCAGGUAUUACCACGUUCUUCAACAGCUUCACUCAUAAAGUAGAGCGCAAGGUCAAGAACAUCUUCCACAAGGAGACAGAAGAAGAGCGCGAGCACAAGUAUCAGUCCACCACACAUCGUUAUGGGUCGUUCGCUCCUGUACGUCAUGACGCCAGUGUAAAGUACUUUGUUGAUGGCCAUGACUACUGCUGGGCCGUCUCUGAAGCAUUAGAAAACGCAAAACAUGUUAUUUUCAUCGAGGAUUGGUGGCUGGUAAGAGAAAAAAGAGCAUAAGGUGGGGUGUGGAGCUUCAUUUGAACAUUAGAUGACUGACCGAUGGUGCUGACUGCUGUAAUCUGGAUUAGACACCUGAGCUG